UCUGUGCAUCGAUCUGCCACUUUUCACCAUUUUUCUCGGCCCGCCUGGUUGGGAUUUGUUUUGAAGAAUUUAAUUAGAGCGAAAGCGCUGCUUUUUCCCCUUUUAUAACUUGCCUACGAGUAAAUUGGACUAAUAAAUCUGAAAUUACAUUAAAAAUGGCUGAUAUCGUUCUACAAGACCAGGAGCAGCAAGUUAAAAAAUUGAAAAGAUUUUUAGAGGGCUGGCGUGUAGCCCUGAUACCGCUAAAAUCAAUCAUUUUAUGGGAGCAACAAUGGCAUCCAUGUGCUAUAAUAGGCACAGUCUCAUUUCUGUACCUUUUAAUUUGGCUACUGGAUAUGAGUUCUUUGGCUACCUUUGCUUUGGUAGGACUCAUGCUGAACUUUGUUGACUUCAUCGUCCCGGUCAUAUGUAACUCACUCUACGGCCCAGCAUCCUGGACUGGCCAAAAGGAGAAGAUGUUUGAAGAAAUUUGCCGGAGUAUUGUAGUACACUACAACAAAACAUUGAACCAGAUUAGAUCCUUUUACUCUUUGAGGGAUACCAGUCCAUGCAUGUACUAUAUAAUUUCCAUCAGUAUGCUGUGCACCUUGGCUUGGAUUUCGUCAUCAAUCAGCAACAUUUUCCUGUUGUACAUUCUCUCGACGGUGAUGCUUCUGUGGCCCGGCAUACAGCACCGUGGUAUCUUCAACGCCUUUUUAUCUCUUAUUCACAUGGCACCAAAACUGGUCAAGUCAGAGUAGGAUGUGCAAACAUUAAUUUAUUUUAGCUUUUAAAGGUGUAAUGAGUCUGGUCAGUAAGAUUUUAAGUUAAGCUUAGCUUAUUCAUUACUUUAUUGAGCUUUAAAAUAUAUUGUGUGAUAUUAUUGGUUAAAUUAAAAAGAUGUAUCUAA
Messenger RNA from Ostrinia furnacalis (Asian corn borer), 889 nucleotides. It is a transcript of the gene Arl6IP1, whose product is annotated as ADP-ribosylation factor-like 6 interacting protein 1. Bases 156 to 740 code for a protein of 194 amino acids. The transcript is spliced from 3 exons. The record is from RefSeq and is a predicted model, not a curated record. Gene Ontology annotation, cellular component: membrane. NCBI's taxonomy places the organism in Eukaryota, Metazoa, Arthropoda, Insecta, Lepidoptera, Crambidae.